Messenger RNA from Thalassophryne amazonica, 2588 nucleotides. Its product is annotated as semaphorin-3aa-like. NCBI's taxonomy places the organism in Eukaryota, Metazoa, Chordata, Actinopteri, Batrachoidiformes, Batrachoididae. The record is from RefSeq and is a predicted model, not a curated record. Gene Ontology annotation, molecular function: neuropilin binding; chemorepellent activity; semaphorin receptor binding. Gene Ontology annotation, biological process: negative chemotaxis; negative regulation of axon extension involved in axon guidance; motor neuron axon guidance.
AUGUCCCACAGAGAUGUAGAGUCCAGUAACCUCAUCACAUUUGACGGGUUGGCCAACAGCUCCAGUUACGACACCUUCCUAUUGGACGAGGAACGGGGGAGACUACUGGUCGGAGCUGAGGACCACGUCUUCUCAUUCGACCUCGUCAACAUCAACAGAGACUACAAGCAGAUUGCGUGGCCUGCCACCCCCUCCAAGAGGGACGAAUGCAAAUGGGCAGGGAAAGACCUUGGAAAAGAGUGUUCUAAUUUCAUCCGGGUUCUCCAACCGUACAACCAGACCCACCUGUACAUCUGUGGAACGGGGGCCUUCCACCCCAUCUGCACCUACCUGGAAAUGGGCAAGAGGGCGGAGGACAACAUCUUCCGACUGGCCUCACAUUUCGAGAAUGGCCGCGGGAAAAGCCCCUACGACCCCAAAAUGCUGUCAGCUUCCUUCCUGAUCGAUGGCGAGCUGUACUCUGGCACAUCUGCUGAUUUCAUGGGGAGGGACUUUGCCAUCUUCCGAACCCUGGGAGACCAUCAUCCAAUCAGAACAGAGCAGCAUGAUUCAAGAUGGCUGAAUGAUCCCAGGUUCAUAGGGGUGCACCUUAUCCCAGAGAGUGACAACCCUGAAGACGAUAAGAUCUUCCUGUUUUUCAAAGAGAAUGCCAUGGAUGGAGAGCACACUGGCAAAGCUACCAUCACCAGGAUAGGACAACUGUGUAAGAAUGACAUGGGGGGUCACAGAAGUCUUGUGAACAAAUGGACCACAUUCCUGAAGGCUCGCCUAAUAUGCUCAGUGCCAGGAGCAAAUGGCAUUGAUACACACUUUGAUGAACUACAGGAUGUUUUCCUCAUGAGCUCCAAGGACCCAAAGAAUCCGGUCAUCUAUGCUGUGUUCACAACAUCAAGCAAUAUUUUUAAGGGCUCAGCAGUGUGCAUGUACAACAUGGCGGACAUCAGGAGGGUCUUCCUGGGACCCUACGCGCACAGAGACGGACCGAAUUACCAGUGGGUGCCCUUUCAAGGGCGGGUGCCCUACCCUCGCCCUGGCACUUGCCCUAGCAAGACGUUUGGAGGGUUUGACUCCACAAAGGACCUCCCCGAUGAUGUCAUCACCUUUGCCAGGGUCCACCCAGCCAUGUACAACCCGGUGCAUCCCAUCGGAGGGCGUCCGAUCAUGGUGCGGACAGAUGUGGAUUACCAGUUCUCACAGCUGGUAGUGGACAGGGUGGAAGCAGAGGACGGACAGUACGAUGUCAUGUUCAUUGGCACUGAUAUGGGCACAGUGCUGAAGGUGGUGACGAUUCCCAGAGAGAGCUGGCAUGACUUGGAAGAAGUGGUGCUGGAAGAGAUGACUGUAUUUCGGGAACCCACUCCCAUCACUGCGAUGGAGCUCUCCACCAAGCAGCAACAGUUGUACCUCGGCUCAGCUCUGGGUGUGUCGCAGAUGUCUUUACACCGCUGCGAGGUCUACGAGGCUUGUGCAGAGUGCUGCCUAGCCCGGGAUCCGUACUGUGCCUGGGAUGGCACCGAGUGCUCGAGAUACUUUCCUACAGCCAAGAGGCGAACCAGAAGACAGGACAUCAGAAAUGGAGAUCCACUGUCCCAGUGCUCGGACCUGCAGCAUCACGAUGACACAGACGGAUUAGGAGGCGGCGCGGAGGACAGGACGGUGUACGGUGUGGAGAACAGCACCAUGUUCCUGGAGUGCAGCCCCAAGUCUCUGAGAGCGUUGGUCUACUGGCAGCUGCAGAGGCUUGACGACGAUCGCAAGCACGAGAUCAAGCUUGAUGACCGCAUGCUUCGUACGGAGCAGGGCCUCCUGAUACGCAGCCUGACCCUUUCUGACACAGGCAUCUACCACUGCCAGGCUGUGGAGCACGGCUUCAUCCAACCUCUGCUGCACCUAAACCUCCAGGUUAUCCCAACCCAAAAACUGAGUGACAUCUUACCUGGACUUGCUGGUCCAGGUGGAGGUGUAGGUCACUCUGCCAAACAUAGGCUGUGGUACAGAGACUUCCUCUCACUCUUGGACCAUCCAGACCUCAACAGCGUGGAGGAGUUUUGCGAUCGCGUAUGGAAGAAAGAUCGUAAACCGAAGAAGACGAAGACCCCAAACGGCAACAGUCAGAGUAAACCUGACAGCCCCGGUGGUACCAACUUUGCAUUAAGGCCAAAAACUCCCAGUGCUCAGAAGCAGCAAGCCAGUCCACCACAGAAUAGGGCGUGGCUCAGAGCCGGAGCUUCAACCGUGGAUGAACCAACUACAAAGCCAGAAUACCAGCAAGGUCAACCAAACCUUGGUAUGUUGAGCAGCCAGGCAGCUAAGGCCAACCAGAAGAUGCAGACUAGCCAAAAGAUGCAGGUUCUCAGGUUGUGGGGGGGUCACGAGUUGAACGGCCAGCAUGCAGCCAAGUGGAGGCGGAUGCAGGAAAUAAGAAAGACGCAACGGAGGACCCACGAACUUCAAAGACCCCACGUAGUGUUUGAAGAAACACACAAAGAUGUGAGCUGAUGAAAACGCAUAAGCACAAACCAAUGCAUCCACACAUAUACACGCAAAACACGCUAUGGAUCGUGUAACCAAUGUAUGAUACAGGGACC